Molecule: messenger RNA, 726 nt
Organism: Strongyloides ratti
Lineage: Eukaryota; Metazoa; Nematoda; Chromadorea; Rhabditida; Strongyloididae
Product: Bax inhibitor 1
Exons: 1
Coding region: 1-726 (241 amino acids)
Biological process (GO): negative regulation of RNA splicing; cellular response to unfolded protein; negative regulation of apoptotic signaling pathway
Cellular component (GO): mitochondrial membrane
Molecular function (GO): enzyme binding
Source: RefSeq, a predicted model, not a curated record
AUGAAUACUUCACAACGAACUCCUAAUGUAUUUGAAACAAUUUCAAAUGCUUUUAAUACUUUAGAUAGAAAACUUGAAAAAGAGGUUAAAGAUCAUCUUAAGAAAGUAUAUGGAACAUUAGCAAUUUCUAUGUUUACAGCAGCAGCUGGAGCAGCUUUUAAUAUAUACUUUGAAUUAUACAAUUUACAAUUUAUAUUUGCACUUAUAUCUUUUGGAACUCUUAUUGCUAUCCCAUCAAUUCCAGCUACAUUAGAAAAUGAAAAUAAAAGAUUUGGAUAUUUUAUGGCUUUUACUUUUUCUUCAGGAUUCUCACUUGGUCCAAUAAUUGCUUAUUAUGCUUCUAUCAAUGCUAGUAUUAUAGUUAAUGCUUACCUGGUUACAUUGAUUGUCUUUUCUAGUUUUACAUUAGCAGCUUUAUAUGCUGAAAAUACCAAAUAUCUUCAUCUUGGAGGAACUUUAGUUUCAGCAUCAUUUGCUUUACUAAUUACCACACUCUUUUUUAGAUCUACAUUUUUAAGUGGUGCUAUUAUUUGGGGAGGAUUAUUGAUUAACUGUGGAUUUAUUUUAUAUGAUACUCAAUUAAUUUGUGAAAAAAGACGUAUGGGAAAUAAUGAUUACAUCUGGCAUUCGGUAGAACUUUUUAUUGACUUUGUAAAUGUAUUUAGAUACAUAGUAAGAAUACUUGGAGAAAAAGAAAAAAGAAAUGAUAGAAGACGUGGAGAUUAA